Aspergillus steynii IBT 23096 is the source of this 1917-nucleotide messenger RNA. RefSeq names its product cytochrome P450. The transcript has 5 exons. The record is from RefSeq and is a predicted model, not a curated record. Bases 110 to 1753 code for a protein of 547 amino acids. NCBI's taxonomy places the organism in Eukaryota, Fungi, Ascomycota, Eurotiomycetes, Eurotiales, Aspergillaceae. Gene Ontology annotation, molecular function: monooxygenase activity; oxidoreductase activity, acting on paired donors, with incorporation or reduction of molecular oxygen; iron ion binding.
CAGUGGAGUUCAGCUGACAAUACGAGUUGGCCCUUUAUUUGAGAGAUAUGCCAUCGUCCUGAGACGAGUGCGUCUCUUCUACAUCGUCUGUCUGGCCUGGCGCUUCAAAAUGGUCUCGGGCAAGUUGUACCUCAUAUCAAGUAGUCUGGGGGUUCUAACGCAUCUCGCCGUCUUCAUCAAAGGCGAGUGGGAUACGCAUGCCCCCCAGUUGGCUAGUUAUUUUGUGUUCUGGCCGGCCGUGUUGUUAACGGCUCUGGCGAUCGUCGGGUAUGGCCAUGUGGCACGGGCAACGGCUCUCGCACUGCUGAGCUACGAAAGUGGGAUCUGGCUAUCGAUGAUCAUCUAUCGUUGGUUUUAUCAUCCUUUGAGGCAUUUUCCGGGUCCUGCCUUGGCGCGAGUCAGUGCACUCUGGUCCCUGAGACGGGUCGCAAAAGACGCGAAAUGGCAGGUCAAUGUACAAGAGCUCCAUAAGCAGUACGGGACCUUUGUUCGAAUCAAACCCAGGGAGAUCUCGAUCAACGAUGCGUCUGCAAUCAAGGAAAUCUACGGCGUCGGCACGACGUGCACUAAAGGAGUUUUUUAUGACUUGAAUCACCCGAAUCGCUCGCUGCAAAUGUGCCGUGAAAAGGCGUUCCACUCCAGACGACGGAGGGUUUGGGACCUCGGCUUCAAUUCCCGAGCUCUGACCGGCUACGAACCAUUUAUUCGCGAGCACUGCGACGAUCUAGUCGAACGGAUAUCGUCACAGACGGAAGAGCCAAUUUUGAUUAACGAUGUUCUCGACGGAUUCGCCUGGGAUGCCAUGGGGAUUCUGGCUUUCGGAAGAUCUUUUGGCAUGGUGAAGGGUAACAGUCACCCAAUGUUGGAUGCGAUGAGAGCUGCGAAAAAGUCCGGUGCUUUUAUCUUGACUGCGACCUGGAUGCUCAUCAUGGCACGACACCUACCUGUGAUCAACUCGGCCUCGGCCAAGUGGGUGGAGUGGUGCGCAGAAAUGUUGGAAGAACGUCGAAAGAUGGGUUUGUCCAGGAAAGACCUCUUCAGUUACCUUAUUGCGGAGCCGCCCGCGGGGACCGAUGAAUCUCUGAAAUUGACCGAUGGUGAUCUUGUCACCGAGUCGGAGCUGGCCAUCGGGGCCGGAAGCCAAACCACCGGCUCGACUAUGAAUGCACUCCUUUUCCUUCUAGCGAAGCAUCCAAACGCAUACCGCAAGUUGCAAGAAGAGAUUGACGCCGUUCUACCACCAGACGCACCUUUGUCACAUUCAGCACUCACGGGCAAGCCAUACUUGGAGGGCUGUAUCAACGAGGUCAUGCGAUUGUAUCCCGCCGUCAUGAGUGGAGUGCCUCGAGAAACAGGUCCACGGGGCUUGACUAUCGACGGUGUUUUCAUCCCCGCGUACACAACGGUGUCUGUGCCGACAUACACGGUCCAUCGAGACCCGCGAAACUAUCAAUACCCCGACGAAUUCAUCCCCGAGCGUUGGAUCGACAAACCCGAGCUGAUUAUCAGGAAAGAGGCCUUCAUUCCAUUUUCCACCGGACCAUAUUCUUGCGCGGGAAAGAGCUUUGGGAUGAUGGAGAUGCGGCUGGUGAUUGCGACCAUCGUGAGGAAUUUCGACUUCCGAUUUCCCGAGGGGCAGAAGGGAUCCCUGGAUACGCUGGAUGGAACCGGCGUACAGGAUUGUUUCACAAUGGUGGUUCCAUCGUAUGAUCUGAUCUUCACGAGGCGAGACUCGAGUUCGCCCUCUGUAUGAGCGACGGUGUUAUCGGCGAGUCGGAGAGAUGGAGAGAGAUGCGUUCAGGGAAUGAUCCUGUCCUGCUGGAAGACGGAGUUAUCCAUCGGCUGAGUCGCUGAGAAGCGUGUUGGGCACGUAGAUAGUGUUGUGUAACGGCAGAAAGCAAGUUGGAUCGAAUGCAA